Messenger RNA from Symbiodinium sp. CCMP2592, 1194 nucleotides. NCBI's taxonomy places the organism in Eukaryota, Dinophyceae, Suessiales, Symbiodiniaceae. The record is from the annotation of a GenBank genome assembly.
AUGGCCCGUGCAACUGCGACUAGGUCUGAUACAGACUCUGAUGGGGCAGAUACAGGUGACCUGUGCGAGUGGCAGAACUUGCUGCACCCGGGUGAAUAUGCCAGCAGCGACGAUCUAUGGUCGGCAUACAUGCACUGUAUCGCUGUUUCCUUGGUGCAGUUCGCGUGUGCGCCUGUGAUUUUUCUCUGUGCCUACAGUGACCACGGCUCUGCCGCCGGUGCGACGGUGGGUGUCGUGCUCAUUGGCUCCACGGCCUUCCAGUAUUGGCUGGUGUUCAGGCUGGUUUCGUGGCUGGAGCGGCAGCCAUGUAGGACCACAUGGCAGCACUCUAUCGAUGCUCUUGCCGACUUCGGGAGUACCUAUAAUCUGCGUUGUUUCCUCUCAGGCGCUCUCGCCUGCCCAUUUAGCGUGAUUGAAGCUAUAGAUCCCGCUCUGGAUGCCUGGGCAGCCGCGAAUGCAUUCAACCUGUACACGGAUGAUCUCCGUCUCAAGUUUGAGGCUUCUUGGAAUUACAUUCCGCUGCUAGGUUGGCUGGUCGCUGGUCUCGGAUUGCCUGGUGUUCUGCUGUCCAUACUUCUUUUCUCCAUGCUGUGUCAGCUCUUGUUUUUGUACCAGAAGGACCAGUAUAUUACUGCAGAAAGGCUGUUCGACAUGGAAGGUGCAGAGACAUGCAUCGAGCACAGAUGCAAGCUGUGGUAUGAGUGGAAACAUAUCACCGACCUCGGUGGCUUGCUGGUCCUACUCAGAGUCUUUGAGAAGUUGGUCUAUGCGGAGCUGGAGCUGGACACAAACGGAGCUUUGUAUCCUUUGGUUGAUCGGUGUUGGUCCUUUGUUCCUAAGGUACUUGCAGAAGCUCUUCCGAGUCUUUGGUUCCAAGUUUCCGUCAUCGCUCUGACGUACGAGUCAUCUUCACGCAGUGUACUCGCUAUAAAUAUGGUGUCAGUGGCCACCAGCGUGUUUGUUGUGGGAAGGUCGCUGCACCUGCAGUUGCAGACCAUGGUCAAGUCGUGGCAAAUCAGGACAUGUUCGUACUUCACGAAACCGCGCAUGUUGUUCUCUUGGGCGGCAUGGGUGUUAUCAUUCUGCGUUUUCUCUGUCUGCCUGAUGCGACUGGCAGGUCUGUGGAUCUGUCCCAGUCACGUUUAUUCGCUUCAUGGCGGUUGCUUCGAAUUUGAACAUCAAGAUCGCCAAUAA